CAGGCACAGAGGAGAGUUAAGAGUUUUUCGUAUUAACAACAUAGAAACUGAUCACCCACCUGUUACUCAAAACAAUAGAACCUCAGGGAGGACUUUUCUAAUCCCGGAAUAGAGGCAGCACCUUGCCUUGAUGUCUUUCUUUGUAAAAAUGUCUACAGCAGAUUUGAUGGAGAAUCUCAGGGAAGAACUGACCUGUUUCAUCUGCUUGGACUAUUUCACCAGCCCGGUGACCACUGAGUGUGGGCACAGCUUUUGUCUGGUGUGUCUCCUGAGGAGCUGGGAGGAACACAGUACUCCUUUAUCUUGUCCUGAGUGCUGGAGGGCCUUGGAGAGUCCACACUUCCAGCCCAAUGAGCGUCUGGGGAGGCUGGCUGGCAUCGGCAAACAGCUCCGAUCCCAGGUGCUGCAGAGCGAGGGCGGACAAGGCAGCUCUGGGAGAAUGCUGGCAGUCGCUAAGGCUUUUUCUGAUGAGCAGCAGGGUGUAAACGCUUUCUCAACCCAGUGUCAUGGAAUAAACAGAUUGUAUCCCUCCAGUGAGGCUGAGGAGCGUCACAAAGAGAAACUCCAGGAAAUCUUAAAUCUUUUGCGUAAAAAGAAAAAGGAAACUCAGGUUGUAUUAUCCCAUGAGAAGGAGAGAGUAACACUGUGCAAGGAAGAGACAAAGGCCUGUAAGCAGGUUGUUGUGUCAGAAUAUGUAAAAAUGCGCCAGUUUUUGAAGGAGGAGGAACAACUACAGCUCCAGUUACUGGAAAAGGAGGAAAGGGAGAACAUGAAGAAGUUGAGGGACAAUGAGAUCAAGCUGACCCAGCAAAUAAGAAGCCUAAGCAAGAUGAUUGAGCAGAUAGAGUCCACCUGUCAGCGCUCCACUUUAGAAUCUUUUGAGGAUGUGAAAGGAACACUGGAAAGGAGUGAGCCACUCUUGCUCCAGUGUCCAGAGGCGGCCGCCACGGAACUGAGUCUGUGCCGCAUCACUGGAAUGAGGGAGAUGCUAAAAAAAUUCAGCACGGACAUAACUCUGGAUCCAGCUACAGCCAAUGCCUAUCUUGUCUUGUCUGAGGAUCUGAAAAGCGUGAGACAUGGAGGAAUCCGACAGCACUUACCCGACAACCCAGAACGAUUUGACCAGUCUGCAACUGUGCUGGGCGCUCAGAUCUUCACCUGUGGGAGACACUACUGGGAGGUGGAGGUGGGCAACAAGACCGAGUGGGAAGUGGGCAUUUGCAAGGACUCCGUGAGCCGAAAGGGCAAUCUCCCGAAGCCACCUGGGGACCUCUUCUCACUUAUAGGCUUAAAAAUUGGAGAAGAUUAUAGUCUUUGGGUCUCAUCACCUUUAAAAGGUCAACACGUCCGAGAGCCUGUGCAUAAGGUUGGCGUUUUCUUAGACUACGAGUCUGGACACAUAGCGUUCUACAACGUGACAGAUGAGUCCCUCAUCUACAGCUUCCCUCCAGCCUCUUUCCAAGAGGCUCUCAGGCCGAUCUUCUCCCCUUGCCUCCCGAAUGAAGGGACGAACACGGGCCCUCUUACCAUCUGCUCACUGAACAGUUAUGUCUGAGGGACAUGCCCCCGAGCCUUCACCAAGGAUGAGGUCUAAGACCAACAGAUGAUUAUUAAUUAAGAUGAUUUAUGCAUUGACACUAUCAAUAUUGGGUGAUCUUAAAGGAAAGCCCCUGAAAAGGCUUUCUGUUAACUUGAGCCACAAUCAACGGCCAAGUUGGACAAUCAACUUUCAACACCAUAGAAGGCUGAUCAAAUCUUGUCUUUGACCAAAUUCGUUAUCUAGACUGUCCCGCAUACAUGCUGGUCACUGAAAAUGUAGAGAAAGAAUUAGCCCCUAUUAUCCCUGAUCCCAUUGUCAUAGGCCAGUUUUAUAAAUGUAUGUCAUGUUUUUGAGUGUAUUUAUUUAUUUGACUCUAAAGAACUCUAUUUUUUAUAUUUUUAAUAUUUUUAAUGUUUAUUUUUGAGAGAGAGAGAAAGAGCGAAAGACAGAGCACGAGUGGGGGAGGGGCCGAGAGAGAGGGAGACACAGAAUCGGAAGCAGGCUCCAGGCUCUGAGCUGUCAGCACAGAGACUGAUGGGGGGCUCGAACUCAUAGACAGUGAGAUCAUGACCUGAGCCAAAGUUGGACACUUAACUCACUGAGCUACCCAGCACCCUAAGAACUCUGCUGUUUGAAUGUCUUUGUUCUAUGUGCAGAGCUCUGCAUGCUGGGACAAGACUGACUCCUCUGGGUGGGAGCAAGUGCAUGGGUUCUCCUUUCCAGGGUUGGUGAGAGGGACUCAUGACUCAGCCUCCACUGAAAAGUUGCUUUUCUUUCCAUUCCAUGGGGCCUGGAGUAUCUGUACUCGGGAAGGCUUAUAUGUUCAGAAUACUGCAAAUUUAGUUGUCAAUAUCAUCAUUAUCCUUAUUGUUUACCACAACCACAAGAGGCUGGAACCUUCUGUGAAUAUGUUUAAAGAUCACAGAACAAAGUCUCUAUUCAAUAAA
Molecule: messenger RNA, 2487 nt
Organism: Panthera uncia (snow leopard)
Lineage: Eukaryota; Metazoa; Chordata; Mammalia; Carnivora; Felidae
Gene: TRIML1
Product: tripartite motif family like 1
Exons: 6
Coding region: 131-1555 (474 amino acids)
Molecular function (GO): protein binding
Source: RefSeq, a predicted model, not a curated record